This is a messenger RNA of Cydia strobilella, 2395 nucleotides long. RefSeq lists its product as uncharacterized. Lineage: Eukaryota; Metazoa; Arthropoda; Insecta; Lepidoptera; Tortricidae. The record is from RefSeq and is a predicted model, not a curated record. Gene Ontology annotation, molecular function: protein binding. Bases 251 to 1588 code for a protein of 445 amino acids. The transcript is spliced from 9 exons.
AAUAUUUUGAACUCUAUUGAAAACUGAUUACUGUUUUUAAGUAACUCAUUUACCUCAUUUAAAUAACACGGGUUUGUGAAAUUUGCUGAUGUAUUUGUAGAUAUAACUUGGGGUAGCUCUAUAUAAUUUAGGAAGAAAACUAAAUUUACUCCGUGUAUGACAAAUGUGUAAAUCCAAGUGCCUCACGACAUUUCAUUAGAUCAUUUCAUAAAUAAGCAUGCUUGUAAGUGCAUAGAAGAUUUUGUGAAUCAUGGAGCGUCAGAAAACUGACUCAGAACUGGAAAUGGAUAUCCAAAUUCAACAAGUAGAAGAACUAAGCAAUAGUGCAAUAAUAAACUCCCUAAAUGCGGACUGCUGGCGUCUCAUUUUAGACUAUUUAUCAGUUAAGGAGAUCCUGCAGACAGAGCUGACAUGCAAAGAUUGGCAAAAAUUGAUGCUUGAUCACAUAUCACAUCGUCCAAUCAUUAUUCACAGUAUGAAAAUUGACGAAAAUACCCUAAUAUUAAGACAAUCAAGUGAAGCCUGGUGUUCGUUCAAACGUUGGGUGAGGAAAUGUGGCUGCUCUGUUCAGGACUUUGACAUGGAUUGUAAACAUUACAAGGAUGUCGUGGAGACCCUUAGGGACAACUGCCCGAAUCUAGUAGGCCUUAAGCUGAGUAGGUUAAAAAAGAAACUGUCGCCGACAGACGCGCUCCACUUCCAGAAACUAACAUGGCUCGUAUUCGACUGCUGCGAUGAGGUGACAGACGAUUGCGUCAGUCAAUUUUUAACAAACAGAUUAGAGGAAUUACGAAUUACAUAUAAUAAGCGAGUUACGGGCCGAUUUCUUAACAAUUUGAAAUCUGUUAAUAAUAUGAAGAGUCUCGCACUAAAACAUUGUAGAGCCUUGAGAUUCCCAUUUCUGUUGUCUGUCGCGGACCGUUUAAGUAACCUAAUGGUGUUGGAGUUAUGGAAACGGAAUCGUAGCAAAAUAGAAAUUAGGGAUAAGCUACACUUGCUAUUUGAGCAUAUGCCUAAUUUGAGGGAGUUAGACAUAGAAAUCUACGAUAUGCUGAGAAGGGCUGACGAGGAGCGCCGGUAUACUGAGAGCAAUGUGUUUUUCGAGUCAAUUUGUCGUCUCAAGAAGUUGGGUCGCGUGAAUGCGAACUUUCAAGUGUGGGACAACCAUCUUGAGGCUUUGGUGAACAGCUGUAAGGAGUUAAUGGCAGUGGACUUGAUAUGCAAUCAUAUAACGCGGCGCGGUCUGGACGCGCUGUGCCGCCAUGUCGGGCCGCGCCUGCUGGAGCUCAACCUGGCCGAGAGUCUGCUCACCGACGACGACGUGGCCGCCUGUGUGUACGCGUGCCCCAAACUACUGUCGCUGGACCUGUCGGACUGCCCGCUGCUGGUGUCGGCCGUGCGCCGCAUCGCGGUGGCGCGCCGCGACAUGCGGCGGAGCUCCAAGUUCGCCGACGAGACCUUCCUGCGCAUACCGCUCCCCAUCACCAUGAGCAGAUGGGACUUUUAUGGGGACGCGGAAGAUUUCAAGGACGUCGUCGACGUACGUUUUAAUACCGACGGUUAUUCCAGCGUCGAACGUCAAUACUGAAUUCAGAUCACAACUUAUCUUCUUAUUUGUGACGCUUACGCCAAAGACGGCAAGUGACGCGCGCGGCUGCAGCGCAAUAUCAACCUUCGUGCAUUCAGAUAAGGUUCAUAAUGACGCCACACGGCCUGGCGUUUAAACUUGAGAUGCUACGAAUAUUCAGCAACUAGUCGGUAUUCGGCCGUAUGUUGCCUUCUAUUCGGCCGAAUACCGAAUAUCUUUUGUACCUACCUAAAAAGAAAAAUAAUUACACAAAAAAAAUAACCAAAAACUAGGUAGGUAUAGGUUAUAUUUUAUUUAUUCUCUAGUUUAAAGGGUUGCUUCCGACGGUCCAAGGUCGAUGUCACCUUGGUCGGGUCGCCAUACAAAUAGGGAGUAUUACUGCAAAGUUCUGUCGCCAGAGUGCAGCACUAGCACAAAUCGUAAACCAUAGAGUAACUUACUUAUGUCGUAAGUAAACAGUUUUUUGACAAGUUUUCUUAGAUUAUUUGUUAGGAAGAAUAAAUAUGACAUUGAUGCAUCAAGGCGGUUUGUUUACUGUUUGUGCUAGUGGCGCCCCCUAUGUAAAGUUUCACAUAAUAUUCCCUAUUGACACGGUCGAAAACUUCAGAAGCCUCGCUGUCGAUGUAAAAGUUGCUUUAGUACGAAAUUUUGUUAUUUCGAAAAGUAAUUUUGAAAUUUUGCAAAUAUGUGGCUUUCCAUCAGAGAAAGGUCCUUAUGAACAUGUAGCAUAAGGACCCUUUAGGCAUGGAACGCCACAUAUGAACAGUUUUGUUUCUAUUAUAAGGAAAAUAAAGAAGUUAUUUUUGA